This is a messenger RNA of Chironomus riparius, 855 nucleotides long. The record is from the annotation of a GenBank genome assembly. Lineage: Eukaryota; Metazoa; Arthropoda; Insecta; Diptera; Chironomidae.
GCAUCACUUGGUCAUGUGAUUGAUGCAAAAUCGUUUUCGUGAAAAUAAAAUCAAUAAAGUGAAAAUUAUUUAAUUUAACUAAUUUAACGAUGACAUACUUACCUUUUUUCGUCUUUACUGGAAUCUUUGCUAUCGUUGGCAUCGUCCUUCCCAUCGUUGCUCCAAAAGGACCCAAUAGAGGAAUCGUUCAGUGUGUCCUCAUACUCACGGGAGCGUGUUGCUGGUUGUUCUGGCUUUGUUGCUAUAUGGCUCAAAUGAAUCCAUUGAUUGGACCAAAAUUGCAUCAGAACACAAUUCUCAUUAUGGCUAGAGAAUGGGGAAAUAUGAUCAAUUUGACAGAGACAAUCGAGCCUCAUGCUGUUGGUCAUUAAACAAAUAACAUCGUGCAUGCAUCAAUCAUCCAGAAAUCAUUAUAUAUCUUGAUAUAUGAAACUUAUUUGUGAAAAAUUAUAGUGUAAAUUGCUAGGUGUUAAAAUAUACAUAUGUGCAAGCAUCAGACUUAACACGAUUAUUAUAUGUCAGGAUAAUCGACAUUGAUUUAAUUUAUUUUUGAUUAAAACUGUAUAAAUGUUUUUUGUGUUUGAAAACCGUACAAAUAUCAAGUUUCCAUCGGGAAUUGUAUGGUUUUAUGUUGGUUUGUAAAACAUUUGAAUGGUUUUUCACAAAACCGUUAAAAUCAUCCCGCAAAAAUAUGUAAAAUAUAAUUUAAUUUAUCUUCUUUCCAUUUUCAUGAUCGUUUCAUUAGUUAAAUAACUUUGAAAAAUCGUUUCAAAUGAUUCCAAAUAUGUUCACUGUAAUUAUAAAGAAAGGCAUAAAUUAAUAUAAAAGUUAAUAAAAAAUAUGUUUAAAAAUCAA